CGACAUCCUCCCCUCAUUGCGAGCAUUCAACCUGUCAACCCAUAUCAUGGCCGCCGCUCCGCUGCUACGGCAGGUGAGUGCUCUUCACAAUAACCGUCACACGGAGGGACAUCGAGCUGACCCACCCCAGCACAUCCUACCCUUGGCCGGCCUCACCACGGCAUUGGCCCUCUACCCCAGGCGAUCCGUCUACGCCGAGGAACCCUCAUCAGAUCCGAUAGCAGUGAUACGCCGGAAACCCAUCUACGACUCUCAACCCCAAACGCCCUCCCUCCACGAAAUCUCCGCCACAACACCACCCCCAGCAUCAGGCAUAACCUCCACCCCGCAAGAAAAGACCCCCUCCUCCCCAUCCCCGUCCCCCACCGACCGCCUGGCAACUCAAAUCCAAAAAAGCCGCGUCUUCCUGCACGGCUACGCAGCGAAAACCGAAGACGCCGUCAACGCAGGCAUGGACCGCGUCAUGCACGCCGAGCACAACUUCACCUCCACCAUCGCCUCCCUCGCGCCGCCGAAAGAGAGUAAUGAAAAACUCCUGCCUGGUGGGAUCUACGUUCUCGUCGCCACAAUGGCCGGCAGCAUCCUGUCGCGCAAUCGCAACAUUGUGCUGCGCGCCAUCACGCCGCUCGUCACGGGCGUCACGACGGCGUACUAUGUGGUGCCGCACACGACGCGGAAUGUGGGGGAUUUGGUGUGGAAGUAUGAGGAGCGGUGGCCCGUUGUCCGGGAUAAUCAUUUGCGGAUUGUGGGUGGGGUGCGUCAUUUCAUUGAGACGGGCAAGGCGCAUUCGCAGAUGGGAUUGGCCAUGGCGGAGGAGAAGGUGCAGGGCGCGCGGGAAUCGGUGGAGGAGUGGGUGAGGAAGGGGCGGUGAUGGCAGCCUGCAUUUGUACUGAUACGAGGUGUAGUCUGUACAUACUCGUCCCUAUCGCACCACAUCUUUAUUACACUAGCUUUUGAUCCUUUCAAAGGAGUGU
Molecule: messenger RNA, 974 nt
Organism: Neohortaea acidophila
Lineage: Eukaryota; Fungi; Ascomycota; Dothideomycetes; Mycosphaerellales; Teratosphaeriaceae
Product: apolipo protein O-domain-containing protein
Exons: 2
Coding region: 47-871 (274 amino acids)
Biological process (GO): cristae formation
Cellular component (GO): MICOS complex; mitochondrial crista junction
Source: RefSeq, a predicted model, not a curated record